AGCAUUGCAGCGGCGUUGGGAAGACAGGAUAGGUUAGGAAACACUUUACGAGGAGGAUGGGAUUUGAGUUGAUGGCGCAGCAACUAAAGAUUUGACAAACGUCUGGCGCAUACCACAAUUCCGGCGAGGCAAACUUGGCAACAACAGACUAGAUGUUUAAGGGCAUGUCAACAACGGAGCAAGAGAAGGGAAGAUACCCAGGCAAUAUUUCAAGGCGCGCGUUCUCAUUGGUCUUUCCCCUAAUCCUUUCCUUUGUACUACACAACCGGUAUCCUUUUUUUGAUUUUUCUAUAUCAUGCGUUAGCUUUCCUUCUAUAACCAUUUAUCCUUACCUUUCUUUGCGAUAUUUCGCGCUUUUUACUUUAUGUUCGGAUGAAUUGGGGAGGGCUUUUUUUUCAACACCCAAUAUGGCACAUGGUGCCACAGCAUACUUUCAUGUUUCUUUACGAAACUUCAAUUCUGUAAUACCCCGUUACUAUAUUUAGUCCUUCCAGACAGUUGCAGAGUUUACGGCC
Molecule: messenger RNA, 515 nt
Organism: Bipolaris sorokiniana ND90Pr
Lineage: Eukaryota; Fungi; Ascomycota; Dothideomycetes; Pleosporales; Pleosporaceae
Exons: 1
Coding region: 153-485 (110 amino acids)
Source: RefSeq, a predicted model, not a curated record